Molecule: messenger RNA, 2311 nt
Organism: Zingiber officinale
Lineage: Eukaryota; Viridiplantae; Streptophyta; Magnoliopsida; Zingiberales; Zingiberaceae
Product: probable 1-deoxy-D-xylulose-5-phosphate synthase 2, chloroplastic
Exons: 10
Coding region: 27-2150 (707 amino acids)
Biological process (GO): terpenoid biosynthetic process
Molecular function (GO): 1-deoxy-D-xylulose-5-phosphate synthase activity
Source: RefSeq, a predicted model, not a curated record
CCGGACCUCCCUCUCGCUUUCUCUCGAUGGAGGCUUCCAGCUCUCUCAUGGCGGCCUCCGGAGGCCCGUUCCUCAAGUCUCUUAGGUCGGUUGCGAAUCGGCCGUGCAGAAGGAAACAGUUUUCUGUGAGAGCGAGCGGUGACGGAAAGAAGGUUCCCAGUAAGGAAAAUGGCGGGUGGAGGAUCGAUUGCUCGGCGGAGAAGCCGGCGACCCCUCUUCUCGAUACGAUCAACUUUCCCAUUCACAUGAAGAAUCUGUCGCCAAAGGAUUUGGAGCAGUUGUCGGCUGAGCUCAGAUCAGAAAUUAUGUACAUGGUGUCGAAAAGUGGUGGGCACUUGGGCGCCAGCUUGGGGGUGGUGGAAUUGGCCGUGGCUCUUCAUCAUGUGUUCAAUGCUCCCGAAGACAAGAUCAUUUGGGAUGUCGGCCAUCAAGCCUACCCUCACAAGAUAUUGACCGGAAGAAGGUCAAGGAUGCAUACCAUCAGGCAGACCUCAGGGCUUGCUGGAUUUCCAAAGAGAGAUGAGAGCGUUUACGAUGCCUUCGGUGCAGGUCAUAGCUCCACAAGCAUCUCAGCAGGGCUUGGAAUGGCAGUCGCAAGAGAUUUGCUAGGGAAGAAGAAUCAUGUUAUUUCGGUGAUCGGGGAUGGUGCCAUGACUGCUGGUCAGGCCUUUGAGGCCAUGAACAAUGCUGGCUACUUGGAUUCCAACCUUAUUGUUGUGUUGAAUGAUAAUAGACAAGCUUCACUUCCAACUGCAGCCUUUGAUGAACCUGCAAUUCCUGUUGGGGCAUUCAGUAAAGCCCUUACUACACUUCAAUCAAGCCCAAAGUUACGAAUGCUCCGUGAAGCUGCUAAGAGUCUCACAAAGCAAAUUGGGGGCCAAACAUAUGAGCUUGCUUCAAAGGUGGAUGAAUACGCUCGGGGAUUGAUAAGUGCCUCUGGAUCUACAUUGUUUGAGGAGCUCGGUCUGUAUUAUAUAGGACCUGUUGAUGGGCACAAUGUCGACGAUUUGGUCACCAUCUUUGAGAAGGUGAAGUCCCUGCCAGCUCCUGGCCCCGUCCUCAUCCAUAUUGUGACCGAGAAAGGAAAGGAGGAUCCCCCAAUUGAGGCUGCCACAGACAAGAUGCACGGAGUUGUGAAGUUUGACCCCAAAACGGGAAAGCAAUUCAAGACAAAAUCUCCCACCUUUUCAUACACCCAAUAUUUCGCAGAGUCACUCAUCAAAGAGGCCGAGGUCGAUGACAAGAUCGUGGCUGUGCAUGCUGCCAUGGGAAGUGGCACCGGGCUGGAUUAUUUCCAAAAGAAGUUUCCAGAGAAAUGCUUUGAUGUGGGAAUCGCCGAGCAGCACGCAGUCACCUUUGCAGCUGGUUUGGCCACCGAGGGGCUCAAGCCUUUCUGUGCCAUAUAUUCAUCUUUUCUGCAACGGGGAUACGACCAGGUGGUUCACGACGUGGACUUGCAGAAGCUUCCUGUCCGGUUUGCGCUGGAUCGGGCUGGCCUAGUCGGAGGAGAUGGACCAACUCAUUGUGGAGCUUUUGACAUUACAUACAUGGCAUGCUUACCCAACAUGAUCGUGAUGGCCCCGUCCGACGAAGCUGAGCUGAUGCAUAUGGUAGCCACAGCAGUGGCAAUCGACGACAGACCUUGCUGUUUCAGAUUCCCCAAGGGCACUGGAGUUGGUGUCCCCCUGCCUCCAGACCACAAAGGAAUCCCUCUCGAGAUUGGGAAGGGUAAGGUCCUAAUGGAAGGAAAUCGAGUUGCCAUCCUCGGAUACGGUUCCAUAGUGCAGACAUGCUUAAAGGCUGCAGACUCACUCAGAGCUUGUGGAAUCUUUCCCACAGUAGCCGAUGCCCGGUUCUGCAAGCCUCUCGACGUGGACCUAAUUAGAAGGCUAGCGAACGAGCACGAGAUCCUGAUCACGGUGGAGGAGGGCUCCAUUGGAGGUUUCGGGUCGCACGUCAUGCAAUUCUUAAGCUUGAGUGGCUAUCUGGAUGGGCGCGUCAAGAUGAGAUCACUGGCUCUGCCGGACCGCUACAUCGACCAAGGAUCCUCUCAGGACCAAUUUGAAGCAGCUGGUCUUACUUCUAAGCACAUUGCACGAACUGUGCUCCAAAUGUUGGGCAAGCCUAAGGAAGCACUGCAACUUUACUGACUCCAAAGGGGGAAAACUCAAUCAAAUAGAGCCAAUUAUGCAUCAUUAAGCAGUUGCAAAUACCACAAUUUUCCACUUCUUUGUAAUUAGAGAUCAUUUUUUUAAAAUGAUUCGUGUAUAUUUAUAGUUCUUCAGAUAUAAAGCAUCUGCGUUCAUCUUCA